AUGGUAAAUGCUUCCCCUAAACACGUAGUUCUUGACAAAGGAAUCGCAAUGCGUGAUCCUGAAGAAAUAAAGUCCCUUGGAGGUAGUUUAAUUAAGAAGCGAACGGAACUUUUGGCUCAAGCAAUUCAUGGAAACACAGGAAAUAAAAGUAAAGUGCCAGCGCCGCCAACUCCUGAACGAAGUGAUUCCCUCCCAAAAGGCUUUGAAUUAAAUGACAAAGAUGUGAUCGUAAGAAAGAGAGACAACAAAAAGUUCCAAUUAAUCAAUAAAUCAAAAUUACAAACUGUACAAAAAUGUCCUUCCAAACCCAGGAAACUGGAAUCCAAUGAAAUAAUAUUUCUGUUGAGACAAUAUGAGAAAGCAGUUGAAGAAUUAUCAAAAUCUAAUGAUACAUCACAGGGGCAAGAACAGCGUUGUUCUCUAAUUCCUGACAUGACAGAAGAAGAAGAAGAAAUAGAAGACUCUACUUCAUCACAAAGCAGUAGCACUACCGGUUACCGACCAAUACCCCCUCCUCCUCGAAGACCUGUUGCUAGUACUACCAGUUCUGACCAGACAUAUGAUGAUAUUGGGAAUACGCCAAGAGUUGAUGAAAGUGACGAUGCCUAUGAUGACUUAACUGAAUACCAUGCAAUGGAUGGUACCGAACAGGUACUCAGUGAAGGAACAUACACUGGUGAAGUUUUUAAACUAGGCAAGCUAGAUCUCGCCAUUAAGAAAGGAGACAGAAUAAAUAUCCUUCGAAUGCAUAACAAUCCUGCAGGGAAAUGGCUAGCCAAAUCUGAGGAUGGUCGACUCGGAUACGUUGAGUCACAGUUUGUCGAAAUUUGUGCAUCCAAUAUCAAAAAUAAACUGUAA
Messenger RNA from Octopus bimaculoides (California two-spot octopus), 858 nucleotides. RefSeq lists its product as uncharacterized. The record is from RefSeq and is a predicted model, not a curated record. Gene Ontology annotation, biological process: protein localization to plasma membrane; T cell receptor signaling pathway; integrin-mediated signaling pathway. Gene Ontology annotation, cellular component: plasma membrane. Gene Ontology annotation, molecular function: protein binding. Lineage: Eukaryota; Metazoa; Mollusca; Cephalopoda; Octopoda; Octopodidae.